CGUAGUUUUGAGGAUGAUGCGGACAGUGCAGAUGGGAACCGUGCUCAGGCUGCCUUCAAAGUCCCCAAGGUCCCCAAGAAGCCGGCAGAGUCCUCUACUGCACGCAGACCCAGCACUACGGGUUCCAAGAUCGGAGGUAAGAGUCAAGAUCCUAUUUACGUGGAAGUCCGGCCUGGCUUACCUCUUAGAAAGAUAUAUUGAUAUGUCAUUGGGUGCAGUAACCCAGGAGUAAGCACAUUUACAAAUGAAGUUCCUUCGAUUUUAAUUUCAUACCAUUUAGUCUCUUUGUUUAUUUCAUUAGUCUUGAUGACCAAAACACGACUGCUGAGACGUCCGAUAUAAAAUACAAACUUUAUUCAUCACAUUUCUAUGUCCGUUUCUCCUGAGCUGGGGUAAUGGCCAGAUAAACCAUGCUGGCCAAGUUGUUGCUGUGUUGACGGUCAGACGGAGAGCUGAGCUAGCGGGUCGGCUAUCAGGGGUUCGCCACAGUUUAGGAACUCAAUCCGGCUUUCAACUUGCUCUUGAAAGUUGUAAUAGUAGAAUGCACAAGGUGACAUUUCUAAAUUGGGUAGUGAAUCAUCAGUUUUCCUCUUGUCUUGUCAGUCGUUGUAUAGCUUAGAGAACUAUUUAUAACUUGUCAGAAAUGUCCAGAUCAACUAGCCCAUGUCGGCUAACGUUUUGUAGCUAGGUUUUGUAGCCUAUAGAUUUUGUUGUUAUGUUUGAGUCACUCAAAUAGCACAUUAAUAUACAUUAGACAUGGAAAAAUGGUAUAGAAUUGCACACAAAAAAAAGCUUUAAAGGGCAAACUGUUCUCUGAUGGUUGGAGUGAACCUACAGGAGGGUAGCUCUCCAGGAACAGGGUUGGAGUGAACCUACAGGAGGGUAGCUCUCCAGGAACAGGGUUGGAGUGAACCUACAGGAGGGUAGCUCUCCAGGAACAGGGUUGGAGUGAACCUACAGGAGGGUAGCUCUCCAGGAACAGGGUUGGAGUGUCACUCAGACUGGGGGAUACACGCUCUCUGUCCUCUGUGUCUCUAGGUGCGUCUAAGGAUGGAGCCGGGGGCAUCGAUGAGGAAGACUUCAUCAAAGCUUUCACUGACGUCCCCACAGUACAGGUAACACACACACGCUAGUAUGCAUUAGUACCAGGACUGCAAGCGAAGUAGAUAAGACUGUUUGUGGAUACAACCACUAGUGUGAACUAAAUCUGUCUCUCUGUCUGCCUGUCUCUCUCUCUCUGUCUCGCUCUGUCUGUCUCUCUCUCUGUCUCGCUCUGUCUGUCUCUCUCUCUGUCUCGCUCUGUCUGUCUCUGUCUCUCUCUCUCUGUCUCGCUCUGUCUGUCUCUCUCUCUGUCUCGCUCUGUCUGUCUCUCUCUCUGUCCUCGCUCUGUCUGUCUCUCUCUCUGUCUCGCUCUGUCUGUCUCUCUCUCUGUCUCGCUCUGUCUGUCUCUCUCUCUGUCUCGCUCUGUCUGUCUCUCUCUCUGUCUCGCUCUGUCUGUCUCUCUCUCUGUCUCGCUCUGUCUGUCUCGCUCUGUCUGUCUCUCGCUCGCUCUGUCUGUCUCUCGCUCUGUCUCGCUCUGUCUGGCUCUGUCUCGCUCUGUCUGUCUCUCGCUCUGUCUCGCUCUGUCUGUCUCUCGCUCUGUCUGUCUCUCGCUCUGUCUCGCUCUGUCUGUCUCUCGCUCUGUCUGUCUCUCGCUCUGUCUCGCUCUGUCUGUCUCUCGCUCUGUCUCGCUCUGUCUGUCUCUCGCUCUGUCGGUCUGUCUCUCUCUGUCUCUCUCUCGGUCUGUCUCUCUCUCGGUCUGUCUCUCUCUCUCUCUCUCUCUCCUCUCUCUCUCUCUCUCUCUCUGUCUGUCUCUCGCUCUGUCUCUGUCUGUCUGUCAGAUCUACUCAUCUCGUGACCUGGAGGAUAACCUGAACAAGAUCAGAGAGAUCUGUUCUGAUGACAAACAUGACUGGGACCAGAGAGCCGCCGCAAUGAAGAAGAUCCGCUCGCUGAUUGUUGCCGGGGCGACGGAGUACGAGUGUUUCUACCAGCACCUGAGGCUGUUGGACGGAGCGUUCAAACUGUCAGCUAAAGACCUCCGAUCACAGGUGGUACGGGAGGCCUGCAUCACUGUGGCGUGAGUACUACACACACACACACACACACACACACACACACAAAUGCGCGUUCACACACACAUCUUCUUUUUACGUUUCUUUUUACAUUACUUCUCUGGGAAAAAUAUUUUAAAAUGGAAUUAGCACUUAAUCUCUCCCUCUCUCUGUCCAGCCACCUGUCGACAGUGUUAGGUAAUAAGUUUGACCAUGGAGCCGAGGGCAUUCUUCCUGUCCUGUUCAACCUCAUCCCUAACUGUGCCAAGGUUAUGGCCACAUCAGGAGUCUCUGCUAUACGCUUUAUCAUACGGGUGAGUUAGACCGCCACACACACCUAACACACACGCACCUGACACAGAUAAUUAAAUGACCUUUUGUGUAUUUCUCUCCCUCUCUCUCCCUCUCUCUCCCUCUCUCUGCCUCUCUCUCCCUCUCUCUGCCUCUCUCUCCCUCUCUCUGCCUCUCUCCCUCUCUCUGCCUCUCUGCCUCUCUCUCUGCCUCUCUGCCUCUCUCCUCCUCAUCUCCUCUCUCUGCCUCUCUCUCACUCUCUCUGCCUCUCUGUCUCACUCCCCCUCUCUGCGCCUCUCUGUCUCACUCCCCCUCUCUACCUCACUCCCCCUCUCCGCCUCUCUCCGCCUCUCUCCGCCUCUCUCUGCCUCACUCCCUCUCUCUCUGCCUCACUCCCCCUCUCUGCCUCACUCUGCCUCUCUCUGCCUCUCUCUCUCCCUCCCUCCCUCCCUCUCUCUGCCUCUCUCUGCCUCUCUCUCUGCCUCUCUCUCUGCCUCUCUCUGCCUCUCUCUCUGCUCUCUCUCCCUCUCUCUGCCUCUGCAGCACACACACGUUCCCAGACUCAUUCCCCUGAUCACCAGUAACUGCACCUGCAAGUCUGUGGCCGUCAGAAGGUGAGGGUGAUGAAAAUAAUUGAUGAAGUUGAUGAAACUGAAGAGGAUUGUAGUAAUGAUGUUUCUUCCUCCCUCAGGAAAUGCUUUGACUUCCUGGACCUGCUGCUGCAGGAGUGGCAGACCCAGACUCUGGAGAGGUGAGAGGUCAACACACAGCCGGACAAAUAUAGGGCCGUUCAAAAGCCAAUGGAAUCUUGGUAGAAUCUUAUACACGUGUUAUUUGCAUGACGUAACAAUGUACAUAUUGCCAAAGCGUACUUUUGGAAAUUAAAUGAUUCAUUUACAAUAUUAACAUUAGUUAAAAUAAUAAUAAUCAAUAUUGUCAACGGGACAAUCAGUAACAACAAUAAUCAAGGGUCAAAAUAACCAUUGAACAAUAACAAUGGCAUAGAGGACAUGUGCAGGUUGGUUGGUCUGUCAGACACUGUCCCUCAUCUUAUGGCAGGCAGCAAUGUAGUGAGCUGCCAACCACAGCUCUCUAAGUCCUCCCCCAACAGGACAGGUAGCCUGAGUCCUCCCCCAACAGGACGGGUAGCCUGAGUCCUCCCCCAACAGGACGGGUAGCCUGAGUCCUCCCCCAACAGGACGGGUAGCCUGAGUCCUCCCCCCAACAGGACGGGUAGCCUGAGUCCUCCCCCAACAGGACGGGUAGCCUGAGUCCUCCCCCAACAGGACGGGUAGCCUGAGUCCUCCCCCAACAGGACGGGUAGCCUGAGUCCUCCCCCAACAGGACGGGUAGCCUGAGUCCUCCCCCAACAGGACGGGUACCUGAGUCCUCCCCCAACAGGACGGGUAGCCUGAGUCCUCCCCCAACUGGACGGGUAGCCUGAGUCCUCCCCCAACAGGACGGGUAGCCUGAGUCCUCCCCCAACAGGACGGGAAGCCUGAGUCCUCCCCCAACAGGACGGGUAGCCUAUUCUCAUCAGAGAGGUCUUUUGAAACCAUAAAUAAGGGUUUCAUAUUUGGGGAAAUUAGACUCUGUAAUUGUUUAAUAUUUUGUCAGGAAAGGCAGCUCUGUCUCGGGUUCUGCUGUGGUGCAGUGGUUGCACAGCCUUUCCUCUACAGGGAGCCAGGUUUUCCUCUGUCUACCCUUCUCAAUGGCAAGGCUGUGCUCACUGAGCCUGUACUUUGUCAAGGUUUCUCUAAGAUUUUGAUCAGUAAUCAUGGUGAAAUAGUUUCUCUCAGUGUCUGCCUGUCUCUCUCUCAGGCAUGCAGCGGUGAUGGUAGCGAGCAUUAAGAAGGGAAUCGCAGAUGCCGACGCAGAGGCCAGGGUAGAGGCACGCAAGUAAGAAUACACACAUACACACACACACAUUUAGCAGACGCUAACAUCCAGAGCGACUUAUAUUUUCAUACUUUUUUCGUACUCGUCCCCCGGGGGAAUGGAACCCACAACCCUGGCGUUGCAAGCGCCAUGCUCUACUAACUGAACUAACAGAACACACCACACACCACCACACACAGCAUUACACACAUUUGCCUACACACAUACUCACACCUCACACCUUAUUUCUUCUCUCUCUCUCCUCCCUCUCUCCCACCCUCCCCUCUCCCCCAUCUCUCCACUCCUCCCCCUCCUCCCACACUCUCUCUCCUCCACUCUCUCUCCUCCCUCUCUCUUCCUCUCUGUCCCUCCUCCCCUAUCUCGCUCUCUCUUCCCUCCCUCCGCUCUCUCUGUCCUCCCCUCUCUCUCCUCCCUCUCGCUCUUGUCCUCUCUCCUCUCCCUCCGCCUCGCCUACUCGUCUCUCUCGCUCCCUCCUCUCUCUCUCUCCUCCCCCUUUUCUCUCCUCCCUCUCUCUUCUCCCUCUCUCCCUCCUCCCCCUUCUCGCUUCCUCCCCCUCCUCCUCUCCCCGCCCUCUCUCUCCCCCUCUCUCUCCCUCUCUCUCCCCUCCUCUCCCCUCUCCCCUUCUCUCUCCUCCCUCCUCUCUCUCUCCCUCUUCUCCUCCUCCCCUCUCUUUCUCUCUCCCUCUCCGUUCCCUCUCUCCCUCCUCCCCUAUCUCUCUCUCUCUCCCUCCUCGCUCUCUCUCCUCCCCUCUCUCUCAGGGCAUACUGGGGUCUUAGGAACCAUUUCCCGGGGGAGGCGGACUCUCUGUUCAACUCGUUAGAACCGUCCUAUCAGAAGAGCCUCCAAUCGUCUCUCAAGAGUUCCGGGAGCGUGACGUCUCUUCUCAGAGCGACCGCUCCUCUUCCUCAUCACAGGAGAGCCUCAAGUAAUGAGCCCUGACCUUAAUCACCUGACCCCUGACUUUUGACUAUACGUUUUUGGGAGGAGGGGCUCAGAGGUACCCGAAAAGUAAUGUUCUGCUCUCUCGCCCUUUCCUUCUCGCUCUCUCUCUCUCCUCUCUCCCCUCUCUCUCCCCUCUCUCCCCCCUCCCCCUCUCUCUCCCCUCUCCCCUCUCCCCUCUCCCCUCUCCCCCUCGCCCCCACUCCCCCCUCAUCCCUCCCCUCCCCCCUCUCCCCUCUGGCCCCCUCUCCCUCCCCCCCUCAUCCCCCAUCCACUCCCCCUCCCCGCUCUCCCCUCUCUCCUCUCCCCUCUCUCUCACCCUCUCUUCUCCCUCUCCCCUCUCCCCUCUCCCCUCCCCUCUCUCUCCCCUCUCUCCAGUCCCCUCUCAUCUCCCCUCUCUCCUCCUCCCCCCCUGCUAUCUCCCCCCUCUCCCUCUCCCCCUCUCCUCACUAUCUCUUCCUUCCCAGUCGUCCUCUGUCAUCUAAAUGGUCAGCUGCUCCUGGAAGAGGUGAGACAUACACGCACACAUACGUCUCCGGUAUUGAUAACAUCAUGAUGUUGUGGUGUGUUUGUGUUUAUUAUAUACAGUGCAUUCGGAAAGUAUUCAGACCCCUUGACUUUUUCCACCUUUUUUUACGUUACAGCCUUAUUCUAAAAUGGAUUAAAUAAAUGUUUUUCCUCAUCAUUCUACACACAAUACCUCAUAGUGACUAAGCAAAAACAGGUUUUUAGAAAUGUUUGCAAAUUUGUAAAAAAAAUAAAAACGGACACCUUAUUUACAUUAAUAUUCAGACCCUUUGUUAUGAGACUUGAAAUUGAGCUCAGGUGCAUCCUGUUUCCAUUGAUCAUCCUUGAUGUUUUUACAACUUGAUUGGAAUCCACCUGUGGUAAAUUCAAUUGAUUUGACAUGAUUUGGAAAGGCACACACCUGUCUAUAUAAGGUCCCACAGUUGACAGUGCAUGUCAGAGCAAAAACCAAGCCAUGAGGUCGAAGGAAUUGUCCGUAGAGCUCUGAGACAGGAUUGUGUCGAGGCACAGAUCUGGGGAAGGGUACCAAAAAACAUUUCUGCAGCUUUGAAGGUCCCCAAGAACAGAGUGGCCUCCAUCAUUCUUAAAUGGAAGAAGUUUGGAACCACCAAGAUUCUUCCUAGAGCUGGCCACCCGGCCAAACUGAGCAAUCGGAGGAGAAGGGCCUUGGUCAGGGAGGUGACCAAGAACCCGAUGGUCACUCUGACAGAGCUCCAGAGUUCCUCUGUGGAGAUGGGAGAACCUUCCAGAAGGACAACCAUCUCUGCAGCACUCCACCAAUCAGGCCGUUAUGGUAGAGUGGCCAGACGGAAGCCACUCCUCAGAAAGGCACACGGCAGCCCGCUUGGAGUUUGCCAAAAGGCACCUAAAGGACUCUCAGACCAUGAGAAACUAUAUUCUCUGGUCUGAUGUAACCAAGAAUGAACUCUUUGGCCUGAUUGCCAAGUUUCAUGUCUGGAGGAAACCUGGCAUCAUCCCUACGGUGAAGCAUGGUGGUGGCAGCAUCAUGCUGUGGGGAUGUUUUUCAGCGGCAGGGACUGGGAGACUAGUCAGGCUGGAGGAGCAAAGUACAGAGAGAUCCUUGAUGAAAAUCUGCUCCAGAGCGCUCAGGACCUCCGACUGGGGCGAAGGUUCACCUUCCAACAGGACAACGACCCUAAGCACACAGCCAAGACAACGCAGGAGUGGCUUCUGAACAAGUCUCUGAAUGUCCUUGAGUGGCCCAGCCAGAGUCCGGAAUUGAACCCGAUCGAACAUCUCUGGAGAGACCUGAAAAUAGCUGUGCAGCAACGCUCCCCAUCCAACCUGACAGAGCUUGAGAGGAUCUGCAGAGAAGAAUGGGAGAAACUCCCCAAAUACAGGUGUGCCAAGCUUGUAGCGUCAUACCCAAGAAGACUCAAGGUUGUAAUCGUUGCCAAAGGUGCUUCAACAAAGUACUGAGUAAAGGGUCUGAAUACUAUUUGCAAAAAUGUCUAAAAACCUGUUUUUGCUUUGUCAUUAUGGGGUAUUGUGUGUAGAUUGAUGAGGGGAAAAAACGUUUAUCCUUUUUAGAAUAAGGCUGUAACAAUGUGGAGAAUGUCAAGGGGUCUGAAUACUUUCCAAAUGCACUGUGUGCAAGCAAGUGAUUGUAUAGUAGGUGGUGGUGGUAUUUGUGGUUUUUGCAUGUGUGUGUAUAUAUAUAUCCUCCUUCCUCCCUUCCCCCUCCCAGUCCCGGCGGGUCAUAAGGGCGGGGCGUCACCGGGCUCCCUGCAGCGUUCCCGUAGCGAUGUGGAUGUUAAUGCGGCAACGGUUGCUAAGCAGCGGCACAUCGGGCAUGUGGGGGCGGGGAGACUGACCCCCAGCUCCUACUCCUCAUUGGGUAAGGAAGCUGUCAAUCAAACUAGACAGCCAACCAAUCAGACAGACAGUUUAGACAUCAGUCUAUAUCAGUCAGCCGCCCGUCAAUCAGUCCAUCAAUUAAUAAAUCAAUCACCCAGACGCGCGCGCACACACGCAGACACACACGCACGUACACACACACACACACACACACACACACACCACACACACAGUCAUAGGCUGUAUGUUAAAAUGGUUUCCUGCGCCUUUCAAGACCUGGGCUGAACAUCUCUGAAUACACUUCCUGCCUCUCUCUCUCCUCCCCCAUGUUUGUCUGAGUGUGGCUCUCUGUGUGUGUGCUUGCUGUCUGUAUUGGUGUUGUCUGGCUGUGUUUGUGUAGCUGUGGUCUGUCAGUGUGUAUCUGUUUGGACUAUGUUGUCUUACUAACACAGACACUAUACCUCUCUUUCUCUUUCUCGCUCUCUGCCACUAAAGAUGAUGCCUCUGAUAAAACAGAUGGUAAGAUCAACUCCUUCACUCUCCGCCGCUCAAAAACACCCCACGCUUUUCUUAUUUUCCUUUCUCUAUGUUUUCUUUAAUUCCUCCCUUCAUCCCUCCUUCCUGGACAGGAAAGAGUUAACUCUGUAACCAUGGCGCCCUCUGCUGUUCCUCUGUACUCUCACAUUAUCUCGUAUUCCAUAAAUGUGACCGACCGGCUCAAUUCGGUCUUAUAAAGCUACAUUUAAUUUUUUACUUUCGAUAAAAGUAGAGACUCAGAGCUAGAACAUGGUAUAUCAUACACUACAGUUGAGGAACAAUGGGAAAAUAAUUCUGCUUUGGAAGUUGAUUAACUUGUAACUCCACUUUUGAGAAAAUGGCCCUUGAAUGUUUUGGUACACCUACUGGGAAGCUCUUCUUUGUCUACACCCAUUCAGCAUCAUUCACAACCUCUUAAGCCUUAGCCCCACCCAUCUCUUUAAGGAUUUACAUGUGAGGCCAUGUGCUAAACAGAGUGAGUACGGUAGUGCACUAAACAACGAAAGAUUUCAAGACUAAAGGCUGGUUUAUACUACGUCUAUCGACAUGUCUGUAGACAGUUGUCGCAGUGACAUCACGAACAUUCUAUUGUUGUCUGACAUCAAACUUGUUGUCGUUAUGAAAAAGUAUAAACACAAAAAUGACAUCAGCGGAUUGGUGGUCCAAAAUAGCAAAACUGUUGUAUGAAUGUUGUUUUUGAUGAAAUGUUUUUAUUUUAUUUUUAUUUUUUUAUGAAUAAAUGAAAUUUGAUUUCUGUGUCAAAUCGCAAUAUUGGCAACCCAUCCCUUAUGGGAUUAAUUGACACAUAAACAAUGAUUACAAUAAUUCAGUGUGGUAAUUCAAAGAUAAUUCUUUCAGUGUUCUCUGCAUUGCCCAUCACAUUAAGAGUGAACAAACGUAAGGUACAAAUCAAUACAUAAUAGUCAAUAACGUUAUGCAAACAAUAAUUAUAUCCCUAGAGCAAUACAAUUAUAUACAUACAUACAGUACCAGUCACCUACUCAUUCAAGGGUUUUUCUUUACUUUUACAAUUUUUUACAUUGUAGAAUAAUAGUGAAGACAUCAAAACUAUGAAAUAACACAUAUGGAAUCAUGUAGUAAGUAUACAGAAGAUAGCCCUAUUUGGUAAAAGGCCAAGUCCAUAUUAUGGCAAGAACAGCUCAAAUAUGCGAAGAGAAACGACAGUCCAUCAUUACUUUAAGACAUGAAGGUCAGCCAAUACGGACAAUUUCAAGAACUUUGAAAAGUUUCUUCAAGUGCAGUCGAAAAACCCUUGAAUGAGUAAGUGUGUCCAAACUUUUGACUGGUACUGUACACACGUACCAUUAACCACAUAGAAACGAAAUAACUAUAGGUAGCCCUUUUUACUUUUAUUCCAGGCUUUAUCUAAAUAUUCCGCAAACGGAAAUACAUAAUGGACAAAAAAACAUUUCAGUUUCUCAUCAUCGCUCAGCCACAUAAUGCCAGGGUAUAUCUGGAAUAAGAGCAAGCGUAUAUAUCGUGGUAGAAAGGGCAAUAGAUGAUCAAAUUAGUUUCAUUUUAUAUUUCUGUAUUUUAACACCAAUAAACCCAUCCGUUUAAAAAUGCAUUUAGUAAUGCCAAUCUUGCAAACCAGGCAACUAAAUCGACUAUCUAAACAAUGUUUUGGUUAGUUUCUAGCUUGUUAGCUAGCUAGCUAAUGUUAAGUUAGCUGGCUAGCUAGUUCAAAUAAUGACCAUAUUAUAUAGCUGACAAUGUCUUAAGUUUAGCUAAUUUGUAUUUGUUAUUGCAGGAAAAUAAACUCACAACAAGAUCAUUCUUUACAAGUUAAUGGUGAGCUCAUUACAGAAAAUAACUUGUAGCUCAGUUGGUAGAGCAUGGCGCUUGCAACGCCAGGGUUGUGGGUUCGAUUCCCACGGGGGACGAGUAUAUAAAUAAAUAAAUAAUGUAUGCACUCACUAACUGUAAGUCGCUCUGGAUAAGAGCGUCUGCUAAAUGACUAAAAUGUUUUGAGUGUGACUAAAUAAAACCAGGGCAUUCUACCUGAGAAUUUUAUAACUUUGACACUGUCUCGUUGGACUAAUAUUAUAUCCUAAUUUGACUUUGGUGCAGGUCAUGUUCUUCACAUUACCAUUUCUGGUAAACACACACGAUAUCAAAUAUAAUCUAAGUUUAUUAGUCACAUGCACAGGAUACAGAAGAUGUAAACGUUACAGUGAAAUGGUUACUUGUAUAGUGGAGUAUUUUUUUUUAGACAUGUAGCUAGCUAGCUAAACAAUGAACCAUUAUCCCAACUCAUUACGUUACUACCCUGCAUGAAUCUGCAGGUAGCUUAAGCUAACCAACUAUGUUCAAUGUUAGCUUGCUAGCUUACAUUAGGCUAUAACUAGCAAUGCAAAUGGAUCUGAGAUACGAAUAAUAUUAUUACACAGAUCAUACACGUAAUGUUAGCUAGCUAACGACUUUCUUACAAAGUUAGCAACCUAUCAUAUCUGAAAAUGUAACUAGCUAGACGCUCUUACCCGUAUACACGGAUGAAAGCGUCUCCCUCUUGCAAGCCGAAGAACACAAUCCCAACCGUGAAGCAUGGGGGUGGCAAUAUCAUGCUGUGAGGGUGCUUUGCUGCAGGAGGGACUGGUGCACUUCACAAAAUAAAUGGCAUCAUGAGGAAGGAAAAUUAGUUACAGCAGCUCUGUCAGGAGGAAUGGGCCAAAAUUCACCCAACUUAUUGUGGCUACCCGAAACAUUUGACCUAAGUUAAACAAUUUAAAGGCAAUGCUAACCGAAAUACUAAUUGAGUGUAUGUAAACUUCUGACCCACUGGGAAUGUGAUGAAAGAAAUAAAAGCUGAAAUAAAUCAUUCUCUCUACUAUUAUUCUGACAUUUCACAUUCUUAAAAUAAAGUGGUGGUCCUAACUGACCUAAGACAGGGAAUUUUUACUAGGAUUAAAUGUCAGGAAUUGUGAAAAACUGAGUUUAAAUGUAUUUGGCUAAGGUGUAUGUAAACUUCCGACUUCAUCUGUACCUGUAUAUAGACUCGUAGUAUUCAGCAGUAAUGCUUCUUACCUUCUCUAAACUAGUGCUUAGUAGUGGAGGGUGGUGGGCUCUGUUCUAUUCAGAAAGUGUGAGAAGUGUGUGUCCAGUCAGUGUCCGGUCUAACAGUAUGACCCCUAACCUCAGGUCGUCUGAGGACCAAGCAGCCUCUCACCACGGCAACAAGCAUCAGCCAGGUGGACUCCCGGGGACGCGCCCGCACCAAGAUGGUGUCCCAGUCACAACGUAAGGAGAAACACACACACAUGCCUUAAACACACACACACACACACACACACGUUCACACAACUUUUGAGCCUCAAAUACCACAUCCCUCACAUACACACAAUGUAACACUGUUGUGAAUGUAUAAGUGUAUUUGGCCGUGUGUGUUUGCGAGAUAAGUUAUACACACUCUUUCUGUAGUCACUGCUGGUAUCCGUCACAGUGACAAUAAGCUCCUGCAAAUGUUUUGUAUACCUCUUAGGUUCCUACGAAUCAGAUUUCACACCAGGUAUUGUGUAUGUGUGUGUGUGUGUUUUGCAGUGGGUUAGAUGGACCCAUUAUGUUGCUCUCAUGGUCACCUUUGUUUUUUGUGAGAGGGGGUGUUUUCUCUGCAUGCUCUGUUGUCUCACCACUGAGAGUGUUUUGUUGUUGGUGUGAAGAGUCCAGGUCUGCCAAUAGUAAUACCAAAACAUGACAAAAUACAACUAACGCGGCACCCGGCGCUAACUAACGCGGCACCCGGCGCUAACUAACGCGGCACCCGGCGCUAACUAACGCGGCACCCGGCGCUAACUAACGCGGCACCCGGCGCUAACUAACGCGGCACCCGGCGCUAACUAACGCGGCACCAGGCGCUAACUAACUCGUUCUGACUUCUCUGGUACCAGCGUAGCAGUGGACUGGUCUGACCUCUCUGGAACCAGCGUAGCAGUGUGUGUGUGUGUGUUUUAAAUAAACUGUAGUGACCAUUAAGCCCCCAAAUCAUAAUCCAAAUGAUGGAUUAUGGGUUUGAUGUGAAAAUCAGGAAUCUGCUGCCACAGACGAGUUCAAAUGGGAUCACUCUGAUGAGGCUCCCACUGAGAUUAACAGAGAGAAAAUUAAGAAUGAUGUGGGAGAUAGCUUUGGGAUAGAGAGCUGUGCUAGUGCAGUGCAGGUUUUGGGUGUGUGUGUGUGUGUGUGUGAGAGUGUGUCUGUGUGUGAGUGUGUGUUUUUAGAGCAUUUUUACUUUAAGGUGUUUUUAUUUCCUCCAUUGUAAAGCUGCUUUGCUUUGUCAGCGAUACGUCUGCGUCACACACCGGCUACCCAUCAUGCAAUGUUUUACUGUUCCUCCAUCAAGCAUCACAGCUGGCUCCGUGUGUGUCAGCCUUCAAAGUUUAUUCUAUAUUUAUUAAUAUUUCAUUGAUACAUUUAUUUCCGUGUUUUGAAGCGUGUUCAUUGUCGCUUUCAUUCUCUCGUCUAGGAACGCUCGGAAUGCUCCCAUGAUGCUCUCUGUAUUCUAACUCCCAUGGUGCUUUGUGCUCUUAACACCCAUAAUCCAUCUUGUUUAAUUUCCUGUUCCUGUCCCCGCCUCCGCUCCCUUCCCAACCAAUGGUCUUACGGCUCCUCCCCCCUCUUUCCAAUCCCUCCUUCUCGUUGAUGCAGGAUCUCAAUCUGCUACCCCCGUUGGUAAGAAUCUAACGUCUACUACCUGUUACCCUCACCCCCUCUCUCACCCUUCAUCUGUUCUCACCCCUCACCCAAGCUGGUCACCUAAAGCUCCACCCCUUCUCUGGCUGAAGCAUGCUGGGACUUUUAGUUCAAACUGAAACAUGGCUUUCUGCCUUCUAUGACUCCUUACUCUCUGAGCUGAGGCCUGUGUCUACCUGUUAGGAGGUAGCAGAGGGGAUGAGGGGAUAGAUGCAGGAGAUAUGAGAGAGAAGGGGAGGGGAGGGAGCGAUGCAUUGGGUGAUUCUGAUGCAUGGGAAGUAGAAUGCCAUGUGACCAGCAUGCUCUGACAGACCAGACCACUCUGAGGUGGGGUUGUAGGGACACGGAGGUAUCUUAGUCACGUAGUGUUGGCUCCAUCUCACUGGGUGUUACAAGUCACUCAUAGUGGUGUGUGUGUAGUAUGGUUUGUGUAUUCUAGAAUGGUUUGUGUAUUCUAGUAUGGUUUGUGUAUUCUAGUAUGGUUUGUGUAUUCUAGUAUGGUUUGUGUAUUCUGCGUGUGUGGUGAAAUAGAUUGAUUUGAUACGUUUCAGUUGUGUGGUAAACAGUUUUUCUCACUUGUGCCACAUUACCCUCUCUUUCCACACAUUUCACUUUCACACCUCUUCACGUCUGUCUUUGAGUUAAGAUUUUACAUUUACAUUUUAGUCAUUUAGCAGACGCUCUUAUCCAGAGCGACUUACAGUUAGUGAGUGCAUACAUUUUUUUAAUCUUUUAAAUCUUUUUUUUUCAUAAGAUAGAUCACAAAACUAAGGCAUGUGUAGAUCUGUGUCAGUCACCAUGAGGCAUUAUGGGCAGUGUGAUUGGCGACUGGAGGAAUGAAGAACAUAUAUUCUACUCCAUGUCAUUAUUUGGGAAUAAGCAAACGACCCACCGAAGAUGACCGUCUCAAAGCUGGUCCACUGAGUCCGGUUGAAAACAACCCCUAACCCUGAAAUCAAAAUGGCUGAAGUUCCAUGGAGUCCAUUCACCAUGUUCCUACACAGAUCUAGUUCCUUCUGAUCUGCUUACCAGACCUGGGUCAAUAAUACACUCAAAUAUUUUCAAAGACUUUAGUUGCACUUGAUUUACUAUUGAAGUAAUGGGAAUAAUACUCCCAUAAGGUACAAACAAGCGCACCUUGUACUUUUUAAGUGUUUGACGUAUGUAUUUCAUUUAACCCAGAUCUGAUGCAGACAUGGUGAUGGGGCUAGGGGAUGUUAUUCCGUAGACAACAGUGUCCCACUCAUGACUAGUGUGUGGUCUGUGUCUCUAACUCUCUCCCCUCCCUCCCUCUCUCUCUAGCCGGCAGUCGGAGUGGUUCCCCGGGCCGUGUCCUGACCAGUACAGCUCUGAGUACGCUGGGUUCUGGAGCCCAGAGGGUCCUAGCCGGGGCCGGAGGGGCUGGGACGGGAGGGAGACGUAGCCGCAUCCCCCGCAGCCAGGGCUGCUCACGAGACUCCUCCCCUACACGCCUGUCUGUUGGUGAGUAGGGCACACGGUUCCCCAAGCCGCCUCCUUUUCCUUACUCGACAGGAUGCAUUGAUUUUUAUCUUUGUUUGUUAUUUCUAAACCAAUAAAAUCGUCCCCUCCCCCAUUGGCCUGCUUCUGUUUCUUCCUGCUCACGCCUGAUUGGCUAAGGCCCAGAGAUUGACAGGUUUCACACACACACACACACACACACACACACAGGGGUUCUGCGUGCAUCUCCCUCUGGACUCUUACCUCGUUGUCAUGACAACUUGAUCAAUCCCCACCAAUCGCAUGCUUCCCUUGCCACCGCAUCGUUGUGUGAUGAUGUCACAGAUCAGUCCGUUCGUUUCUCCCAACAACUUUGAAAGCAAUAAUUAUUUUAAAGCUGACGUCUCUAUUUUACUCCCUCUGUCUUCUUCCUCUCCUACCUCUUUCCUCUGGUCUCCAGCUCCUUCCAGUAUUAGUUCCAUCUACAAAGGAGCGAGCAGAGGAGGUAAGAACUCUCCGACUACCAUCCCUCUAACAACUCCACCUCUGCCCACGUCCCUCCAUCUCCAUGUCUUUCUAUCUCCAUCUCUCUGUCCACCCCUCCAUCUCUCUGUCCACCCCUCCAUCUCUCUGUCCACCCCUCCAUCUCUCUGUCCACCCCUCCAUCUCUCUGUCCACCCCUCCAUCUCUCUGUCCACCCCUCCAUCUCUCUGUCCACCCCUCCAUCUCUCUGUACACCACUCCAUCUCUCUCGCCAGCACUCUAUCUCACUCUCUCAUCCCCCUCCAUCUCUUUCACGCCAUUCCGUCAGGCUGUUGAUCACCGCCUCAAAAUACCAGAAUCCUCCUCUCUAACCUCCUAACUCAUGGCUGUGUGUGUCAUGGCGAUGGGUUGCCAUGGUAAUCAUGGUGACAAUUUGCAUCUUGCCACUAACCAAUUGGCCGCAGGUGUGAAUGAAGCGUCAAAGGAUCGGUGACAUUACACUUCCUUAGUCUGGCGUUACUUGAAUUGGUGCUGUGUGCCGGCUCUUACCAUACAUUCGGAUGAGCUUAUGCUUUGGAUAACUAAGGUGCCUGCCCGCCUCUCCAACCCACUUUCAUCUGCUCUAUUUACUUCUGUAACAUGUCUGUCGUCCCCUUCUGUGUUCUCUCUCUCCUGUCUGGUCUCUCUCUGUCCUCUGUCUGUGUCUGUCUUCUCUUCUGUCUGUCUGUUUCUGUGUCUUCUGCUCUCUGUCUUCUGUCUUCUCGUCUCUCUGUCUGUGUGUACUCCUGUAGGCUUGGGUUGUUCUCCUCUUCUCUCCUGUCUUACCGUCAUGUGUCCCUCUCCGUAUCUUGUCUAAUCCUGCUGUUGACUAGGCUUCUCUCUCUGUCUGGUCUCCUUCUGGUCCUGUCUGUCUGUGGUCUCUAGAUCUACUAGUCGUGUAAAUCCUCUAGCGUCGUGGUAUCUACUGCCUCUGUCGACUUUACUCUCUCUCUCUAAACUUGUGCGGCGUCAUCCCUCAUCAAGUCUCGUGUCUCUCUCCUCAAUGCGUCUCCUCUGCCUCUGCUGUAUACUAAUCUCCGUCUGGCUCUUGUUUGUCUCGUCUCUCAGUACUGCACUCUAUUGUCACCUGUCUCACUGCGGCUUCUCUUUGGUUCUCUGACUUAAUGUCUGUCAAGGUAUCUAGCUCUGCAUCACUUUGUUUUCUCUCUCUUGCUCUCUUGUCUCUCCUUGUUCUGUCUCUGCCACAGUCUCUCUCUCUGUGGUGUUCUUUGUACAACCACGUGAUUGGGUACUACGUCUCCUCUACUGAAGACGUGCUGUGCUUUCCGUCCCUAAAUCAUGUGUACUAAUUACCGCCGAAGUCUACUAAGUCUACAAUACUCAUGAUACCAAAUUGACGACUUGUAACCAUCCGGGCUUCCAAUCCUGUAAGGCUUCUCUUAAACCCAAGUAGCGCGAGUCAGUCAUUCAGAGCCCGACUCUGUACUUUAGGGCUGUCUAACAGGCUAUUAUUGGCCUUCCUCAUGUAAAAAAAAAAAAACUAUUGAGACUCGCCCAUGAAGCCAGUAGGGCUGUACUCUUAUUCGGUCCUGUCUAUCAGUGUCACUCUAAUGUCUCUCUCUCUCUCACGCGCGCUCUCUCUCUGUCUCUCUCUCUCUGUGUUAAUUUGUUGUUCUAUCCCUCUUUAUUUUUCUCCUUUGUCCUCUCUCUCUGUGUCUAUCCGUUUCCCUUACCCUCGGUCUCCCCCCCCCUCCCCUCCCCUCCCCCUGGGACAUUACCAUGGUGUACUGUAGCUCGGGGCAGUCGUAUCCCUCGGCCCAGUAUGAGUCAGGGCUGUAGCAGGGAGGCCAGCCGAGAGAGCAGCAGAGACACCAGCCCUGUACGCUCCUUUACACCCCUGGGUGAGUAACACACACACACAUCAUCGACACUACGUAGUAACACACACACACAUCAUCGACACCACGUAGUAACACACACACACACACACAUCAUCGACACUACGUAGUAACACACACACACACCAUCGACACUACGUAGUAACACACACACACACCAUCGACACUACGUAGUAACACACACACACACACAUCAUCGACACUACGUAGUAACACACACACACACACACACAUCAUCGACACUACGUAGUAACACACACACACAUCAUCGACACUACGUAGUAACACACACACACACACAUCAUCGACACUACGUAGUAACACACACACACACACACAUCAUCGACACCACGUAGUAACACACAAACAAAGACAAGCCAUCAUUAUGGAACAACAAAACGGACAACCUUGCAGACAUUUGAUCCAACGUCAACACGUGCUAGCUUUUGGAUGUCAUUAAUCCACUGUAGAACACUUAACCAGACCAGGAGCGCACAGGCAGGCAGGCAGGCAGCAAGAAAGCCGUGCCUCAACACUAAGGUAGAUUAUUCCCAGCCGUUUGGACUGCCUGGGCUAGCGGAGAUCACUCCUUGCUACAGAAAUGGAAUACUGUCAGACGCUGUAGGGAAGCAGAACUGGACCUUUAUAGGGCUACUACUACACACACUCUGACAUGUUACAUGGUUCUGGGUCUCACUUUCUCUCACACACUGUGUGAGUGGGUUCUAACGGUGGGUGGGGGGGGUGUGUGUUUCUGUGUGUUUCUACAUGUGUGUCUGUGUGUUUCUACGUGGUUGAUGGUUGCAGCGUCGCGCCACUACUCUCGCUCCACGGGAGCUCUCCACACCGCCGAUGCUUUAGGGGCCGCAGGUGAACAAUGAGUACCUCUAUCCUCUUUCUCUCUCUCCAUCCGCUUGAGUCCUUCUCUUUUACGUUCUCUACAGCUACUCCUCCUUUUUUUUUUUCCUUCCUUCUCUUCCUGGACCUCAAGUUUCCGCCACCCCGUUCAGUUGCUAUGACAACCAUUUUGUCUUCAUUCCGAUGAUGCAUUUGUAAUCGCGCUUUCCUCACUUAUCGAUUUCCUGAUUUUAGCCCCUCUUCCCUUCGACACGGACACGCCCCCGCACAGCGUCCUCCAUGUUUGUUUUUUGUUUACUCCCAUCAUGCUUUGCAUGGAAGGUCACAGCUCUUGGGGUCAAGGUUCAUUUGGUUAUUUAUUCACCAUGCCAUCUAGCCGGGGGGGGGGGGGGGGGGGUUUGUUAUGUGAUUGGUGGAGGUCGGAGGGAGGUCGGUGAUCGGAUCGGGUGGGUGAGCGUGGGAGGGAGAAGGUUUGAUGGGGUGGGGGAGGGAGGGAAGAGGUUGGUGAGGGAGUGAAUAGGAGAGGAGGUCGGAGGCGAUGAGGGAGGAGGUCGGAGGCGAUGAGGAGGUUAGAGAUGAUGAGGGUGGGAGGGAGGAGGUCGGAGGCGAUGAGGGUGGGAGGGAGGAGGUCGGAGGCGAUGAGGAGGUCGGAGACGAUGAGGGUGGGAAGGAGGAGGUUGUUGGGUGAGGGUGGAAGGGAUUGCAAUUUGAUGUGUUUGACUGCAUCUAUAAUAUGUGCGUUUCAGGGUCUCUCUUUCGCUCUCUCUGUCCUCCCUCCAGGGUCAGGCUACAGUAUCAGUCAUCUGCCGUCGUCCGUCAGCGCCAUGAGAGUCCUCAACACAGGAUCUGAUAUAGAGGAGGCCCUCGCUGACGCCCUGGUACACAUCAACUCUCUCCCUGUCUCUCCCUGUCUCUCCCUGUCUCUAUCAUGGCUCAUUAUAUACACACAUACAAGCACUUACACUGUACACACACGCUCUCUCACACUAACUCAAAGUGGUAUUCAAAGUCAGGGUCGCGACCCAUAGUGAGGUUAUUUACAUUUUUAAUAAGUGAGAUGAAAAUGGAAUGAAUUGAAGGUUAUUUGUUGAUGUAAAAAAUUUACAUUUACUGAUUUUUUAAAAGUUUCUGUCAUUAUAUUUGGGAUAUGGUGAAAAACAUGGGUUCCCUGUUGAAAAGGUUUGAAUACCACUGCACUAACUGUUGUGGUGACUAACCACUGGUUCCUCCUCUGUUUAACGCUAUCAGCUGUUGGGGGACAUGAGAUCCAAGGUCAGCUUCUCUAUCUGCUUGUGUGUGUUGUGUGUGUGUUGUGUGUGUGUGUGUUGUGUGUGUACAAACGCCAAGUAUGUUUCUCUCUCCCUCCCCCUGUAGACGAAGCCAGCGCGCCGGCGCUAUGAGAACUAUGGGAUGUGUUCGGAUGAUGACGCUAACAGUGACGCGUCCAGCGCCUGCUCAGAGCGCUCCUACAGCUCCAGGAACGGAGGGGCCAUCCCGACGUACAUGAGACAGACUGACGACGUGGCCGAGGUCAGGAAUCAUUGAUUUAUUGGCACCAUGUGCAAAUAACAUUCCCUUAUUCCAAUUUUUUCAAGCACUUCUGUUCAGAUAAUCCCCCAUGCUUUCUGUGGAUUCCUGGCUGAAGAUUCAAUAGUUCAUUUAUUUAGGACGUUGUCAUCCAUCCUUUAACCCUCUGUCCCCCAGGUGUUGAACCGCUGUGCCAGUGCUAACUGGUCGGAGAGGAAGGAGGGGCUUCUGGGUCUACAGGCUCUACUGAAGAACCAAUGCACCCUCAGGUCAGCCUAUCACAACGUAGGGUUUAACCUGGCAACCUAUGACAACGCAGGGUUUCACCUGGCAGCCUAUCACAACGCAGGGUUUCACCUGGCAGCCUAUCACAAAUGCAGUCAGAGAAAAAGUUUAUCCGAUGCAAUACAUAUGCUACCAUAGCUGUAUUCACCUUUGUCUAACCGUUUGGGGUGUGUGUGUGUGUGUGUGUGUGUGUGUGUGUGUGUGUGUGUGUGUACACAGUCGUGUGGAGCUGAAGAGGUUGUGUGAAAUCUUCACCAGGAUGUUUGCAGACCCCCACAGUAAGGUAUGGAUGCAUGCACAGCUACCACACACACACACACACACACCUUACACACACACACACACACACACCUUACACACACACGCACACAACACACAGACACCUUACACACACACACCUUACACACACACACAGUCACGUUACACACACACACACACACACCUUACACACACACCUUACGCACACACGCACACAACACACAGACACCUUACACACACACACACACCUUACACACACACACCUUACACACACACACCUUACACACACACACACACACACAGUCACCUUACACACACAGUCACCUUACACACACACACACACAACACACAGACACCUUACACACACCUGCGUUUAUACAAGAUUCUGCCGAAAACAACACUCACUAAACUAGGUUCUGCAAACACACAUUUAUUCUCACACACGGAAACACAGAAACACACAGACACACAGACACACUAAGACUCAUAAUCAGACCAAUAGUAAUGAGCACACAUACAGCAUGUGGUGCGUGCUGCGGGAUCUGACUGGUUUCUAACGGCAUGCCACGCCUGGGUCUGUGUGACCUCACUCCGCUAGCCAAUGGGAUUGCUCUCUCACUGCUGGUUGUGCUAACCUCGCUCACGGCAACUCCUCCCCUCUUCCUCCCUGCGUGAUCUAUAUACGGUUCGCCCUGCCCCCUCUAACGGCACUCCCCCUCCCCUCCUGCCGGCGUUUAGUGUUCCCCCAACCCGCUCCCCCGUACAAAGGUUAGUGUGUGUUCCCCCUGCCGCCCCCAACCCCACGUCCUGCCCCUCGUCUGACGGUACCGGUUGUGACUUUCAGCGAGAAUCCGGAUCUAGGGUCUUUGGAACGGCAGAAUCCGGUGUAAGCUCAGCCUCCUUCAAGGUACACCUAAACAUCACACACUUCUCUCUUCGGCUCUCUCUCUCUCUCUCUUUCUCUCUCGUGUGUAUACAGGCACAGAGAUUCCUAUAAGAAUCAGGAGGUUCUGAUAAUAGGGCUGCAGUCCUAGUCUGAUAUGACAUCACAAUACCACCUGUUUCAGUCCUAGUCUGAUAUGACAUCACAAUACAACCUGUUUCAGUCCUAGUCUGAUAUGACAUCACAAUACCACCUGUUUCAGUCCUUGUCUGAUAUGACAUCACAAUACCACCUGUUUCAGUCCUAGUUUGAUAUGACAUCACAAUACCACCUGUUUCAGUCCUAGUCUGAUAUGACAUCACAAUACCACCUGUUUCAGUCCUAGUCAGAUAUGACAUCACAAUACCACCUGUUUCAGUCCUAGUUUGAUAUGACAUCACAAUACCACCUGUUUCAGUCCUAGUCUGAUAUGACAUCACAAUACCACCUGUUUCAGUCCUAGUCUGAUAUGGCAUCACAAUACCACCUGUUUCAGUGCUAGUCUGAUAUGACAUCACAAUACUACCUGUUUCAGUCCUAGUCUGAUAUGACAUCACAGUACCACCUGUUUCAGUCCUAGUCUGAUAUGACAUCACAGCACCACCUGUUUCAGUCCUAGUCUGACAUCACAGUACCACCUGUUUCAGUCCUAGUCUGUUAUGACAUCAAAAUACCACCUGUUUCAGUCCUAGUCUGUUAUGACAUCAAAUACCACUUGUUUCAGUUCACGGGUACUCUGACACCAGUCCGAGUCGGGAAGUGGUGUGUGUACACUGCACACAUAUCUCUGUGCGCGUUUGAUGAGAGAGUGUGUGUGUGUGCGUGCUCGUGUGUGUGUGUGUGUGUGUGUAUUUCCCAGGAUGCUAACUGUUUGUAUGUUUCUCUGUCCUCCAUGCUUCUCCUUUGGAACUCUCUGUAGAGAGUAAGUCUGGACAACGUUUAUUUUACGUUCAAUUAACGUUUUAUUAACGUUUGUGGUUGUGACACUAACCUGGUAAUCUGAUUGGCAACUAAUCUCGAAUUGAUUAAUCUGCCGAAUGGUAAUCUGACUGGGCGGCUAAUUGAAUGGUUUCCAAGGCAACCAGACUCACUAACCGACCCGGUGAUGUCACCCCUCACAGAUGUGACAUCACUAUGAAAUCAUCACACCCUCCUGUGAUUGGUGCUGUUCUGCAGGCGACAGCCAAUCAGCAUGUGUGUUUAGUGAAUACUGAAUAUUGAUUGUGUAUUGGUAAACAUAAUUCUGCUUGCUGCACGCUGACUGGAGUGACUGAUUUGAUUGGUUGGUUGGUUGUUAAGUGAGUGUAGUUGUCUCUUGCAUGGGACCCUGAGCUCCCCUCAGCCUACCCCAUAGUACCGGAGUCUGUCUGUUUCUGUGUGUAUGCGUGCUCGCGUGUGUACAUGAGUGUGUGUUUAAACAGUGUGUACAGUGCGUUCGGGAAGUAUUCAGACCCCUUGACUUUUUCCACAUUUUGUUACGUUACAGCUUUAUUUUAUUAUGGAUAUACAUAUAAAUAAAAACAAUUACUCAUCAAUCUACACACAAUACCCCAUAAUGACUAAGCGAAAACAGGUUUUUAGGUUUUCUUUGCAAAUGUAUGAAAAAUAAAUAACAGAGAUACCUUAUUUACAUAAGUAUUCAGACCCUUUGCUAUGAGACUCGAAAUUGAGCUCAGGUGCAUCCUGUUUCCAUUGAUCAUCCUUGAGAUGUUUCUACAACUUGAUUGGAGUCCACCUGUGGUAAAUUAAAUUGAUUGGACAUGAUUUGGAAAGGCACACACCUGUCUAUAUAAGGUCCCACAGUUGACAGUGCAUGUCAGAACAAAAACCAAGCCAUGAGGUCGAAGGAAUUGUCCGUAGAGCUCCGAGACAGGAUUGUGUCGAGGCACAGAUCUGGGGAAGGGCAGCAAAAAAUGUCUGCAGCAUUGAAGGUCCCCAAGAACACAGUGACCUCCAUCAUUCUUAAAUGGAAGAAGUUUGGAACCACCAAGACUCUUCCUAGAGCUGGCAAUCGGGGGAGAAGGGCCUUGGUCAGGGAGGUGACCAAGAACCCGAUGGUCAUUUUGACAUGGCUCCAGAGUUUCUCUGUGAAGAUGGGAGAAUCUUCCAGAAGGACAACCAUCUCUGCAGCACUCCACAAAUCAGGCCUUUAUGGUAGAGUGGCCAGACGCAAGCCACUCCUCAGUAAAAGGCACAUGACAGCCCGCUUGGAGUUUGCCAAAAGGCACCUUAAGACUCUCAGACCAUGAGAAACAAGAUUCUCUGGUCUGAUGAAACCAAGAUUGAACUCGCCUGAAUGCCAAGCGUCAUGUCUGGAGGAAACCUGGCACCAUCCCUACGGGGAAGCAUGGUGGUGGCAGCAUCAUGCUGUGGGGAUGUUUUUCAGUGGCAGAGACUGGGAGACUAGUCAGGAUGAGGGAAAGAUGAACGGAGCAAAGUACAGAGAGAUACUUGAUGAAAAUCUGCUCCAGAGCGUUCAGGACCUCAGACUGGGGUGAAGGUUCACCUUCUAACAGGACAACGACCCUAAGCACACAGCCAAGACAACGCAGGAGUGGCUUCGGGACAAGUCUCUGAAUGUCCUUGAGUGGCCCAGCCAGAGCCCGGACUUGAACCCAAUCGAACAUCUCUGGAGAGACCUGAAAAUAGCUGUGCAGCGACGCUCCCCAUCCAACCUGACAGAGCUUCAGAGGAUCUGCAGAGAAGAAUGGGAGAAACUCCCCAAAUACAGGUGUGCCAAGCUUGUAGCGUCAUACCCAAGAAAACUCAAGGCUGUAAUCGCUGCCAAAGGUGCUUCAACAAAGUACUGAGUAAAGGGUCUGAAUACUUAUGUAAAUGCGAUAUUUCCGUUUUUUAUUUUUAAUAAAAUAGCAACAACCAAAAAGCACCUGUUUUUGCUUUGUCAUUCUGGGGUAUUGUGUGUAGAUUCAUGAGGGGGGAAAAAAAACAAUUUAAUACAUUUUAGAAUAAGGCUGUAACGUAAAAAAAAAUGUGGAAAAAGUCAAGGGGUCUGAAUACUUUCUGAAGGCACUGUGUGUGUUUAUAUAUACAGUAUGUGUGGGUGCGUGUACAUUAUUAUGUGUGUGUGUGUGUGUGUGUGUGUGUGUGUGUGUGUGUAACCCGAUGGCCCCUGUCUCUCCCCAGGUGUUCAGUAUGUUCUUGGAGACCCUUGUGGACUUUGUCCUGGUGUAUAAAGAAGACCUGCAGGACUGGCUGUUCGUCCUGCUCACCCAGCUGCUGAAGAAGAUGGGAGCUGACCUACUGGGAUCAGUACAGGCCAAGGUCCAGAGAGCACUGGACAUCACACGGUCAGUCUUGGUGUGUGUAAAAUGUCAGUCUUGGUGUGUUUCGACAUGUGUAUGUAACGUGUGUGUGUGUGUGUGUGUGUGCGUGCGCGUAUAUCUUAUAUGUGUGUGUCUGUAACUUACCGUGUGUGCGUGUUAUCUCCCCUACAGAGUGUCUUUCCCCAACGACCUCCAGUUCACUAUCCUCAUGAGGUUCACUGUGGACCAGACUCAGACACCCAACCUCAAGGUACACAGCUGGGGGGUGUUGGGGGGUGGUUGUUUUAUGUGUGUGUGUUGGGGGGUGGUUGUUUUAUGUGUGUGUUGGGGGGUGGUUGUUUUAUGUGUGUGUUGUGGGGUGGUUGUUUUAGUGUGUGUGUGGGUGGUUUAAUUUUUGUAGGCUUUUUUAAAAAAAAAUGUGGUGGGGUUUUUUUUUUUUUUUUGUUUUUGGUGUGGGGUUUUUUUUACGUUGUUUUUUUGGGGUGCUUUUGUCUUUUAUGUGUGUGUGUGUUGUUUUGUGUGUGUUGUGUGUGUCGUUUGGGUUUUUUUUGUUUCAGUAUGUUCUUGGGUUGUUCUUUCUGGUGUUGGGUGGGCUGGUUUUUGUCGGUUUUUUUCCCCUGUGGGUGGGUGCCUUGGUUCAGGGGGGGUCCGAGUUGGGGGGUAGGUCGCCCUUGUGUGUGGGGUUGUUUUUUGGUGUGUUUGGGGGUGUUUUUUCGUGUGUUUUGGGGGGUUUUUUGUGUGUGGGGGGGUGGGUUUUCUUUUUUGUGGGGGGGGUUUUUUCUGUCUUGUGGGGGUUGUUGUUUUCUCCCUGGUGUUUGUUUGUUUUCCUUGGUUUGUGGGUGCCCCUUCCGUUUGGUGGUGUUUGGGGUGGUUGUUUUUGUUUUGUUGGGGGGGUUUGUUUUUGUUGGUGUUUUUUGGUUUUGGUUUGUUUUUUGUGUGUUGGGGGUGGUUUUUUUUUUUGGUGUUUUUGUGGGGUGGUUUGUUUUCUGUGUGUGUUGGGGGGGUGUUGUUUUUGUGUGUUUUGUGGGGGGGUUUGUUUUUUAUGUGUGUUGUGAGGUGUUGUUUUUUUGUGUUGUUUGGGUUGUUGUUUUCUUGGUUUGUGGGGGUGGUUGUUUUUUUUUUUUGGGGGUGUUGUUUUUUGUGUGUUUGGGGGGUGUUGUUUUUGUGUGUUUUUGGGGGGUGGUUUGUUUUCUUUUUUGUUGGGGGUUGGUGUUUUCUGUGUUUUGUUGGGGGUGUUGUUUUUUGUUUUUGGGGGUGUUUUUGUUGGGGUUUUUUUUUGGGGGGUUUUCUUUUUUGUGUUUUGGGGGGGGGGUUGUUUUCGGUGUGUGUUGGGGGGGGGUUGUUUGUGUGUGUGUUGGGGGGUGGUUGUUUUAUGUGUGUGUGUUGGGGGGGGGUUGUUUUAUGUGUGUGUUGGGGGGUGGUUGUUUUACGUGUGUGUGUUUGGGGGGGGGUUGUUUUAUGUGUGUGUUGGGGGGGGGUUGUUUUUGUGUGUGUGUUGGGGGGUGGUUGUUUUUUCCUUGUGGUGUUGGGGGGGUGGUUGUUUUAUGUGUGUGUUGGGGGGUGGUUGUUUUAUGUGUGUUGUUGGGGGUGGUUUGUUUUCUGUGGUUUUUGGGGGGUGGUUGUUUUUUUGUGUUUGUUGGGGGGGUGGUGUUUCUGUGUGUUUUUGGGGGGUGGUUGUUUUUGUGGUUUGGGGGUGGUUGUUUUCUUGUGUGUUUGGGGUGUGGUUGUUUUCUUUUGUGUGUUGGGGGUGGUUUUUUUUGUGUGGUGUUGGGGGGUGGGUUUUUUUUUGUGUUGUUGGGGGGGUUGUUUUUGUGUGUUUUGCUUUCCCUUGGAAAGAGAUGGACAGAGUGAGGAGAUGAUGAGGGAUAUAGGGAGGGCUGAAAGGACGACAGCCUAUCGGUCGCAAGACUCACCUACUGUAUCAGUAACCACCGUUCUGACCUCACGGCUGUUUAACGCUGGCUCCGCCCCCCCCACCCACCCGAUCCCUGGACUCUGAUUGGAUACGACUGACACGCCUCCAAUUAAAUACACCAACCACUGGCUUUGUUCUGCAGUCUGAUCCCUUUCCUACACUCCUUCACUCUAUUCCCCCCCUUCCCUUCCUCCAUCUUCUGCUCCCUCUCUCCCCUCCCUCCACCUCCCCUUCUAACCCACAGGCCGGCAGAUGGCGAUAUUGAUCUGGUAUUGAUGGUCCAUAUUACCGUCCAAACGCUUUGUAUGCAGCCGGCAAUGCGCUCAUAUCCGCUGCGGACCAGUUCGUACCCAAAACAUUCUCCAUUCAGGCUGAAAAGGUGUCAAUAUCGCAAUCUGCCGGCCGGCUUGUGUCUGUCUGUCUCUCUGUCCUCCAUCCCCUUCCUCCCCUCUCACUUGCCCUCUCAUCUUUUCUCUCCCUCCCCUACCUUCCUCUCUCCCCCUUCUCCCCCCUCCCUCCCCCCCCCCCCCCCCCCCCCCCUCCCUCUCUCUGACACGGUGCUCUCCUCUCUCUCUCUAAGCCUGUGGAGAGGAGGGGGACGUGUUGUGGGCGGCGCGGCAUUCAAUUACUUCCCCCUGCUUCGAGAGUCAUGCGGCGCGAAGUUAAAUUGCUCCCCUCUGCCACGAGAGCCCUGAGGCACCACGCCUGCUGCUCUCUGAACGAGCAGGUCUCAGCCUGGAACCAAUCUUCCCAGGUCAGUGUGCUCAGGGGGGAGCAAUUUUAUGACGCGCACACUGAGGAGCAGAUGGUCGAUGAGGUGUUUUUAAUAGAGAGAGAGAGGGAAAGAUGGAGAAAAUGAAUGAAAAAUAAAAUAAAUCAAUUAAACGCCGCUCGUGAACGGUGGCUCUUUUCCUUUUAGUUUUCAUUUCUCUACAUUGGUUCCUCACUCCUCCAUGAUAGCUGCGUGACUACUACUGUGAAAGAGAUUGGCAUCCUACUGCACCCUCCAUUGUUGCAGAUGUCUGCCUGAAACUACUACAGUUUACUUUGUAUUACUGAGUACUUUUAACUUUACCUGGGCUCUGACUAGAGCCAGUUUCAGCUCAGAGUUGGGGAACUCCUAGGAUGAUCCAUGAUCCACACAGACACAAAAUGUCACUGACUGUGUGUGAGUAGGUUGUCUAACGUUUAUACUAUGACUGUGUGUCUGUGUGUGUGUGUGUGUGUGUGUGUGUGUGUGUGAGUAGGUUGUCUAACGUUUAUACUAUGACUGUGUGUCUGUGUGUGUGUGUGUGUGUGUGUGUGUGUGUGUGUGUGUGUGUGUGUCUCUGUGUGUGUGUGUGUGUGUGUGUGUCCAGGUGAAGGUGGCCAUUCUGAAGUACAUUGAGACCUUGACCCUGCAGAUGGAGCCUCAGGACUUUGUGAACUCCAGUGAGACGCGCCUGGCUGUGUCUCGCAUCAUCACCUGGACCACAGAGCCCAAGAGCUCCGACGUCAGGAAGGUACUGUACGCACGCACACAUACACACACACACACACACACACACACACACACACAUUUCUGUGCAAAUGGUUGAUUUAUUGGUUGUAGCAAACUGAUUUGGUUCCUGAUGCGUGUGCGCGUGGUUGGUACAUGUUAUGUUGUGUAUGUAAGUGUUACAAAAAGGCUAAGUAUGUUUCUCUCUUUCUCUCUCUCCCUGUUUUCCAGGCGGCCCAGUCGGUACUUAUCUCAUUGUUCCAGUUGAACACUCCAGAGUUCACCAUGCUGCUGGCAGCCCUGCCCAAGACCUUCCAGGACGGAGCCACCAAACUGCUACAGAACCACCUGAGGAACACCGGCAACACUGCACAGGUAACUGCACCUGUCCUUGGCUGUACCCCCCUCCCAGCAGUAACUACACCUGUCCUUGGCUGUACCCCCCCCCCCCAGCAGGUAACUGCACCUGUCCUUGGCUGUACCCCAACCCCCCCCCCCCCCCCAGCAGGUAACUGCACCUGUCCUUGGCUGUACCCCCCCCCCCCCCCCCCCCCCCCCCCCCCCCAGUUUGGCCUGAUGAAGGCUCUGUAGGAGUUGGUUAUAGACACUGUAAGAAUGAUGAGGCUGGUGGAAACUAAAAGGCCCUAGCAUGUUCUGAGGAAUUGAUGCUAUUGUGUGUUACUCUCUUCCCCCAGGCCCCGAUGGGAAGUCCUCUGACACGCCACACCUCCCGCUCUCCUGCCAGCUGGUCCAGCCCCGUCACCUCUCCUACCAAAACAUCACAGAACACAUCCUCACCCAGGUAACACACACACACCUCCCAGAACACACCCAGGUAACACACACACCUCCCAGAACACACCCAGGUAACACCUACACACUUAUAUAAUGUGGACCUAUUGCGAUGGUAAUAUGACUGAUGUGUUGUGUGCAGUGCGUUUGACUACGACACGGAGAACAUGAACUCAGACGACAUCUACAGUAGUCUGAGAGGAGUUACGGAGGCCAUCCAGAACUUCUCCGUCCGCAGCCAGGAAGACAUGAACCAAACGGUGAGGGCGAGAGAGAGACUGUGUGAACCCUACACGAUGGAAUGUGUCUUAUAAAUGCCAGCUCGGUUUCUUGAUUAUUUAUACACCACACAGACACACACACACACACACACACACACACAGACACACACACACACACUGACACCAGAUAAGUCCUACCACUCCCCCUGUAGGGUGGGAACUGUGUGUAAGGGAGAGAGAGAGACACUGAACUCCAUAACCAUAUAACCCCAUCUGUUGUGACAUUGUCUGGGGUCAAAGCAUCACAUACAGUGACUUCGGAAAGUAUUCAGACCCCUUGACUAUUUCCACAUUUUGUUACGUUACAGCAUUAUUCUAAUGCUCACUUCUCUCCGGGGUUCCCCUGCUCCCCCCUCGGGUCUCUCUCGUCUUCUUUCCCUCCCUCUUCGUCUCUCUCCCUCUCUCUUCCUCUCCCUCUCCCUUCUCUUGUCUUCUCUCUUGUCUCUCUCCCUCCCCUCUCUCUGUUCUCUUGUUUCUCCCCCGCUCUGUCUCUCUUACUCUCCCUCCUCUCUUUCCCCUCGUCUCGCUCUGUCUCUUCCCUCCUCUUUCCCGUCUCUCUCCCCCACUCUUUGUCUCUUCCCUCGCUUUCUCUGUCUCUCUCCCCUCUCUUUUCUUCUUCUCUCCCUCACCCCUGUUUUCCCUCCUCUCUCUCUUCUCUCUCCCUCCUCUUCCCUCCCUUCUCGUUCUCUCCCCCGCUUCUCUUUGUCUUCUCCCUCGCUUUGUCUCUGUUUCUCCCUUUCCCUCCCUUUUUUCUGUCUCUCUCCCUCUUCUGUCUCUCUCCCUCGCUCCUUUCUCCUUCCCCCGCUCGUUUUUCCUUCUCUUCCCCCGUCUGCCUGUCUUCUCCCUCGCCCUUGUUCUCCCCCUCGCUCUUUUCUCUCCCUCCUCUGUCUUUUCUCUCCUUUCCUCUGUCUUUCCCCUCGUUUCUUCUUUCUUUCCCCCUUGUCUCUGUCUUCUCCCUCGGUCUCCCUCCCUCUCUCUGUCUCUCCCUCCUCUUCCCGUCUCUCCCCUCGCUCUUCUCUGCCCCCUUUUCCCCGUUUUCUUUUCCCCCUCCUCUUCGUUCCCCCUCGUUUCUCUUCCCUCCCUCGUCUGUCUUGUUCCUUCCCCCGUCUCCUUGUCCCCCUCCCCCUUGUCUUCUCCCCCCUUUUCUUGUUCCUUGCUCUCUCUCCCUUUCCCCCGCUCUUCUUUUCUUGUUUCCCCCCUUUUUCCCCGCUCCCCUUGCUCUCCCGCCCCGUUUUCCCCGGGGCCCCGCCCCGGGGCCGCCCCCCUCGCCCUCUUUCUCUCUCUCCCUCCUUUCUCUGUUCUCUCCCUCGCUCUCCUCCUUUUCUCCUCUCUCUCUCUCGUUUUUUCUCCCCUCUCCCCCCUUCUUGUUUUCCCGCUCUUCUUGUUUCUCCCCUUUGUUCUUUUUCCCUCGUUCCUCUGUCUCUCCCUUCUCUGUCUCUCUCCCUUCCGUUCCUCUCUUUCCUCGCUCUGUCUCUCUCCCCUUUCUUUUUUCCCCCUCCCUCGCUCUUUCUUCCCCUCUCCCCCCGCCUUUCCUCUCCCUCUGUCUCUCCCCCGCCCCCUUUUGUCUCUCUCCCUGCUCCUUCCCUUCCCUCCUCGUCUCUUCUCUCUCCCCCGUUCCCUCUCCCUCCUCUUUUCUCUGUCUCCCCCCUCCCUUUUCUCUCCCCCCCUUUUCUCCCUCCCCCUCGUUGUCUCUUUCUCCCCCCCCGCUCUCUUUCUCUCUCCCUCCUCUCUCUCUCCCUCCCCCCUCCUUUUUCUCCCCUCGUCCCCUUUGCCCCCCUGCUCUGUCUCUCUCCCUCCCCUGCUCUCUCUCCCUCGCUCUUCUCGUCUCUCUCCCUCGCUCUUCUCUCCUUCCCUGCUGUUUCCCCCACUCCUCUGUCCUCCCCUCCUUUCCUUUCUCUCUCCCUCGCUCUCUCCCUCUCCCCGCCUUUUUUCCCCCUUCUCUUCUCUCCCCCGCUCUCUCCUUUCUCCCCCGUCUCUUCCCCCUGUCUCUCUCCCCUCCCCCCCUUUCCCCCCCCCCCUUGUUUCUCCCCCUCCCCUCCCUCUUUCCCCUCCCUCCCUGUCUUGUCUCUCUCCCUCCUCUCUCGUCUCCCCUCUCCCCCUCUGGCUCUUCCCUUCGCUCUCUCUUUUUCUCUCCCCCUCUGUUUUCUCUCCCUCCUCUGUCUCUCCCGUCUCUCCCCUCUCCUCGCUCUCUCCCUUCCCCCUCCCCUUCCCCUCUCCCUCCUCUUCCUUCUCCCCCUCUCUCCUCUUUUUCUCCCUCGCUCUGUCUCUGUCCUCUCCUGCUCUCUUUGUCCCCCUCUCUCGUUCCUCUCGUUCUCUCCCCCGCUCCCCCUCUUUUCUCUUCCCUCUUUUCUCUCCCUGCUUCUCCCCCUCUUCCCCUCUCCCUCGCUUCUCUUGUCUCUCUCCCUCGCUCUUCUCCUUCCUCCCUUUGUCUCUCUCCCCUCCCCUGUUUCCCCCUUCUCUUCCUUCCUUUUGCUCUUCUCUGUUCUCUCCUCGCUCUUCCCCUUUUUCUCUCCCUCGCUCUCUCUCCUUCCUCCUUGUCUCCUUUCCCUGCUCUUUUCUGUCUCUUUCCCCUCCUCUUUCUGUCUCUUCCCCUCGUCUCUCUCGCUCUCUUCCUCCCCUCGCCCCCUCUUUUCUGUCUCUCUCCCUCUCUUCUCUCUCCCUUCCCCUUUUCCCUGUCUUUCCCCCGUCUCUCUCCCCGUCUCUCCCCCUCCUCUUCUUUUUCUCCCUCCUUCUGUCCUCUCUCUCGUCUCUCUCCCCGCUCUCUUCCCUUCUCCCCUUCUCUUUUCUCUCUUUCCUUCCUCCUUGUCUCUCUCCUCCCCCUCCUCUUCUCGUCUCUCUCCCCCCUUUUGUCUCUGCCCCUCCCCCCUUGCCGCUCUCUUUUCCCCCCCCGCUCUCUCCUUUUUUUCCCCUCGGGCCCCUUUGCCCCCCCCCUUCCCCUUUUCCUUCCCCUGUUUGCCUUUCUUUGUCUUCUUUGUUCCUCGUUCUCCCCUGCUUCCCCUCCCCCGCUCUUCCUGUUCCCUGGGUUUUCCCCCUUUUCCCCUCGUUUUUCCCCCCUUUUUCCCCCCGUUUUCCCCCCAUCUCUCUUCCUUUCCCCCUUCUCUAGGGGGGGGGACCCGGGAGGAGGCCCUACUCCUUUACACAACACUUUUUAACCCCCCCGUUUUUCUCUUCCCCCGGGAUGAACCCUUAAGACUCCCCCUUUAAAAAACGCGUCAAAGAACCUGGAAAACAGACCCCAAAAGAGGUACCCAAUUUUAAAAAAGAAUACAACAACCAACCCCCUUCUUUUACAACCAAAUUAAAUCCUGGUCAGCGUAAAACUUCCCAAAACCCAAACAAAAAUGGGCCUUUUUUCUUCUUUCAAACCCCCACCCAAAAUUAAAAAAUCCUCCAUUGGGGUGGGGGGGGCCAGUGUUUUUUUUUGGGAAUUAGGGGAGCAUUAAAACCUGGGUUCUAAACCCCCCCCCGGGGUUAAAAAUGGUGGUUUUAAUAAAAAAAAAGGAAAAAGGGAAAAAAAAAAAAAAAAAAAAUUUUUCCCCAAAAAAAAACUUUGGUCCCUUAAAAACUCUCCUCCCUCUCUCUCUCUCCCUCCUCUCUCUCUCUCUCUCUCAGGGUGGUGGUGCUGACCAGGUGGAUGGAGGCCGUACUGCUCUGGACAACAAGACAUCUCUUCUCAACACCCCCCUGCUCUCCUCUUCUCCCCGGGCAUCCCGAGACCCCUUUAUAGACUCCCCCUUUAAACACAGCGUCAAAGAUAUUUCACUGGAAGAAUCAGACCAGCAAACUGAUGGUACACACAACAUUUCUUAAAGUGUCAUAUAUGAUUGAUAAGUUGUCAAUCAGUAUCUCAACCCCCAUUGGCUGUUGCCCCUGACAGACCGCAGCAUUGACCAAUCGGAGCUGGUGUCUGAGCUGCUGAAGGAACUGUCCAAUCACAAUGAGCGCGUGGACGAGAGGAAGGUGGCGCUUUGUGAGCUCUUGAAGCUGAUUCGUGAAAACACCCUGCAGGUCUGCUGGGACGAACACUUCAAAACCAUCCUCCUGUUACUACUGGAGACGCUGGGAGACAGGGAGGUACACACGCGUGCAUCAAUGCACUUACACACACACUUUUUGAACAAACGGACAACUUACCGCUCUUCUCCUCUGUCCCCUCCUCCCCUGCAGCAUGUGAUCAGGGAGUUAGCUCUGCGUGUUCUGAGGGAGAUUCUGAGCCGCCAGCCCUGGAGGUUUAAGAACUACGCUGAGCUCACCAUCAUGAAGGCCCUGGAGGCACACAAGGACCCACACAAAGAGGUACACACACAUACUCUGUAAAACACAGACAUACACACACACACACACUCCUUAUAAUAUACACACACACUCCUUAUAAUAUACAUGCACUACAGAUAAUAUAAUCUCUUGCAGAUGCAAACACUUACACUGGACUCUCUCACAUACACACACAUUGACUCUCCCACUGUUGUUCCUGUGUGUGAAUAGGAGUCAUUAUAACUGGUCCUAUAACCCUGUUCCUGUGUGUGAAUAGGAGUCAUUAUAACUGGUCCUAUAACCCUGUUCCUGUGUGUGAAUAGGAGUCAUUAUAACUGGUCCUAUAACCCUGUUCCUGUGUGUGAAUAGGAGUCAUUAUAACUGGUCCUAUAACCCUGUUCCUGUGUGUGAAUAGGAGUCAUUAUAACUGGUCCUAUAACCCUGUUCCUGUGUGUGAAUAGGAGUCAUUAUAACUGGUCCUAUAACCCUGUUCCUGUGUGUGAAUAGGAGUCAUUAUAACUGGUCCUAUAACCCUGUUCCUGUGUGUGAAUAGGAGUCAUUAUAACUGGUCCUAUAACCCUGUUCCUGUGUGUGAAUAGGAGUCAUUAUAACUGGUCCUAUAACCCUGUUCCUGUGUGUGAAUAGGAGUCAUUAUAACUGGUCCUAUAACCCUGUUCCUGUGUGUGAAUAGGAGUCAUUAUAACUGGUCCUAUAACCCUGUUCCUGUGUGUGAAUAGGAGUCAUUAUAACUGGUCCUAUAACCCUGUUCCUGUGUGUGAAUAGGAGUCAUUAUAACUGGUCAUAUAACCCUGUUCCUGUGUGUGAAUAGGAGUCAUUAUAACUGGUCCUAUAACCCUGUUCCUGUGUGUGAAUAGGAGUCAUUAUAACUGGUCCUAUAACCCUGUUCCUGUGUGUGAAUAGGAGUCAUUAUAACUGGUCCUAUAACCCUGUUCCCGUGUGUGAAUAGGAGUCAUUAUAACUGGUCCUAUAACCCUGUUCCCGUGUGUGAAUAGGAGUCAUUAUAACUGGUCCUAUAACCCUGUUCCCGUGUGUGAAUAGGAGUCAUUAUAACUGGUCCUAUAACCCUGUUCCCGUUUGUGAAUAGGAGUCAUUAUAACUGGUCCUAUAACCCUGUUCCCGUUUGUGAAUAGGAGUCAUUAUAACUGGUCCUAUAACCCUGUUCCCGUUUGUGAAGGAGCCAUUAUAACUGGUCCUAUAACCCUGUUUGUGAAGGAGCCAUUAUAACUGGUCCUAUAACCCUGUUUGUGAAGGAGCCAUUAUAACUGGACCUAUAACCCUGUUUGUGAAGGAGCCAUUAUAACUGGUCCUAUAACCCUGUUUGUGAAGGAGCCAUUAUAACUGGUCCUAUAACCCUGUUUGUGAAGGAGCCAUUAUAACUGGUCCUAUAACCCUGUUUGUGAAGGAGCCAUUAUAACUGGUCCUAUAACCCUGUUUGUGAAGGUGGCGCGUGCUGCAGAGGAGACUGCGGCCAUGCUGGCGUCGUCCAUCAGUCCAGACCAGUGUAUCAAGGUGUUGUGUCCCAUCAUCCAGUCAGCUGACUACCCCAUCAACCUGGCUGCCAUCAAGAUGCAGACUAAAGUUAUAGAGCGGGUCCCCCACCAUGGACUAGUCAGCAUGCUGCCUGAGAUCGUCCCCGGACUCAUACAGGUAACACACACACUCAUACAGGUCACACACACUCAUACAGGUAACACACACACUCAUACAGGUCACACAUACACACAAAGGUUGCACACAUCCUCAUGUUAAUCAGGGUUAUAACCCAUCUAUGUCAUGUUAUGCAGGGUUAUGACAACUCUGAGAGCAGCGUGAGGAAGGCCUGUGUAUUCUGUCUGGUGGCCCUCUACGCAGUCAUAGGGGAGGAGCUAAAACCUCACCUCAACCAACUGUCUGGCAGCAAGGUGAGGGAGCACACCCACUUUCUACUAACCACACCCAUUACCCAUUACCUUGAUUCACUGAACAAAAGUAAAAGCAACAUGCAACAAUUUCAAAGAUUUUACUGAGUUACAGUUCAUAUAAGGGAAUCAGGCAAUUUAAAUAAAUUCAUUAGACCCUAAUCUAUGGAUUUCACAUGACUGGGAAUACAGAUUUGCAUCUGUUGGUGAAAGGUGAUCCCAUGUAGCUCAGUUGGUAGAGCAUGGUGCUUGCCAGGGUUGUGUGUUCGAUUCCCACGGGGGGGACCAGUAUGAAAAAUGUGUGCACUCACUACUGUAAGUCGCUCUGGAUAAGAGCAUCUGCUAAAUUACUAAAAUGUUUUAAAAAGUCAGAUGCCAGUAUCUGGUGUGACCACCAUUGCGGCAUAGAGUUGAUCGGGCUGUUGAUUGUGGCCUGCGGAAGGUUGUCCCACUCCUCUUCAAUGGCUGUGUGAAGUUGCUGGAUAUUGGCGGGAACUGGAACACGCUGUCAUACAUGUCAAUCCAGAGCAUCCCAAACAUGCUCAAUGGGUGACAUGUCUGGUGAGUAUACAGGCCAUGGAAGAACAGGGACAGUUUCAGCUUCCAGGAAUUGUGUACAAAUCCUGACAACAAGUUGUUGUGCGUUAUCAUGCUGAAACAUGAGGUGAUGGCGGCGUAUGAAUGGCACGACAAUGGUCCUCAGGAAACCACUUGCCCACAGGUGUGGCAUAUCAAGAAGCUGAUUAAACAGCAUGAUCAUUACACAGGUGCUGAGGACAAUAAAAGGCCACUCUAAAAUGUGCAGUUUUGUCACAACACAAUGCCACAGAUAUCUCAAGUUUUGAGGGAGUGUACAGUUGGCAUGCUGACUGCAGGAAUGUCCACCAGAGAAUUGAAUGUUAAUUUCUCUAACAUAAGCCGCCUCCAACAUUAUUUUAGAGAAUUUGGCAGUACGUCCAACAAGCCUCAGCUUCUUGAUAUGCCACACCUGUCAGGUGGAUGGAUUAUCUUGGCAAAGGAGAAAUGCUCACUAACAGGGAUGUAAACACAUUUGUGCACAACAUUUGAGCGAAAUAAGCUUUUUGUGCGUAUGGAACAUUGUGGGGAUCUUUUUAUUUCAGUUCAUGAAACAUGGGACCAACACUUUACAUGUUGCGUUUAUAUUUUUUUCAGUGUAUAUUACUGGAUCAGCAGGAUUCUAGAAGAACUGCUUCAGUUCUACAACCCUGUAACUCUCUCCCCCCUCUCUCUCCAGUUGAAGUUGUUGAAUCGGUACAUCCAGCGUGCCCAGUCUGGCUCCAGUGGUGGUGAGCCCCCAGCAGACAACCUAUAGAACAGACAUAUGGAGAGUGCCCCCCACAGGACAACCAUGGAACCGCACUCUCCCUCUGGAGACU
Molecule: messenger RNA, 35817 nt
Organism: Coregonus sp. 'balchen'
Lineage: Eukaryota; Metazoa; Chordata; Actinopteri; Salmoniformes; Salmonidae
Source: the annotation of a GenBank genome assembly